AUCUUGGUGUACGAUUUAAUAUAGCUCUUGACAUUACUUACAAAGUAUUAUCAUUUGCUGUACGUACUGAGGUACCAGAAAAACCCGAUAUCACUUACACGCUCAAAUGUAAAAACACUGAUGAAUUUGAUGUUAAAAGAAAAUGGAAUGCUUUUAGUAUUAGUACUCUUUUAAAUAAGUUUAAUGAUUCAAAAACUUAUUUUGAUAAUAUUUGCAGUCCUCCAAGUAUAAAUAAUCAACCUAUAUCUUCUAAUCUCAAAGUUCAAGAAAUUACAAAAACUUUUAAUGGUGCUAAUAGAAUGCUCAAAAUUCAAGAAAUUACAAAAACAUUUAUUUGUGCUAAUAGAAUAUUAGAUAAACAAGACCAAAGUGAAGCUGUAAUAAGAAUUGUUGAUAAAUUUAUUGGCUUUUUUAAACAACAAGAUCUUGGUAUAGUCAAAAUAAUUACUGAAAAACCUACCGAACUAAGCGAUGCCUUGUUUGUGAGUGUAAUUCAAGGUUUUACUGAGCUAGCAAAUACUGGCGUUAAAAAG
Molecule: messenger RNA, 533 nt
Organism: Racocetra persica
Lineage: Eukaryota; Fungi; Glomeromycota; Glomeromycetes; Diversisporales; Gigasporaceae
Source: the annotation of a GenBank genome assembly